Messenger RNA from Branchiostoma floridae (Florida lancelet), 361 nucleotides. RefSeq names its product otoferlin-like. The coding region runs from base 20 to 361 and encodes 113 amino acids. The record is from RefSeq and is a predicted model, not a curated record. NCBI's taxonomy places the organism in Eukaryota, Metazoa, Chordata, Leptocardii, Amphioxiformes, Branchiostomatidae. Gene Ontology annotation, biological process: plasma membrane organization. The transcript is spliced from 4 exons.
UUGUAGAUACUACUACCACAUGCCGUUCUAUGAGGAGAAACCAUGUGUCUACAUUAAGUCCCGCUGGGAAGACCAUCGGCGCAGACUCUACAACCAGAACAUGCUGGCCAAAGUCAUUGAGAAAGGGGAGGAAGGCAUGAGUGACGUCCAAGAGAUGAUCACCAUGGAGCGGCCACACCCUGAGCGCCGCCUUCGAGGGGUACUGGAAGAGCUGUCUGUCGGCUGCAACCGCUUCUGUAGCCUGUUGCAGAAGGCCAGCGGGAAGGACGGGAAUAGUGCUGGUAGGACCAAACUGGACAAAGAACGUGCACGCACGCUCCUGAGAGAAGUCGAAAUCAUUGGAAAGGAAGCCAGAAGAUGA